Arabis nemorensis is the source of this 552-nucleotide messenger RNA. Lineage: Eukaryota; Viridiplantae; Streptophyta; Magnoliopsida; Brassicales; Brassicaceae. The record is from the annotation of a GenBank genome assembly.
AUGUCUUCACAAAAGACUAAGAAGAGUUCUCACCAUGAGGCAGAUUCCAAAAUGGAACAUGAUACCAAUAGAAAAGCAUGGAUUUUUCAACCCAAUGGUCUUAACUUUGUUUGGGGAGGUGACUCAAGAUAUUGGGUUAUACCAAAUGAACCAAGGAAGCCUGCGGAGUUGAAGAGGGUGAGUUGGUUAGAAGUAACCCGUUCGUUCGAGAAGCUAGAACCCGAAAAAACAUACAUAAUCGGUUUUAAAAUCUCGUUUACACCGAACGCAACCGGUUGGGACGAAUCCCCGGUUUUUAUGUCUGCUAAAAUUGGAAAGAAAGGCAAGACGGUUUGGAAACGGAUCAAAUCCAUUAACCAGAACUUCCGUAAACAGAAAGGCGGAUCAGAACCGGUCAACAUACCUGAUGAGACCGAUGGCCAGUUUGAAAUCGCAGUUAGUCCCACAUCCGUUAACCAAGAUACCAAGCUUCAGUUUGGUCUGUAUGRGGUGUGGACCGGACGAUGGAAGACUGGGUUGUUGAUCCAUGAAGCCUUCGUUCAAGAAGUGUAA